AAACCACCUCUUCAGGCUCAAUCUGGAGGACCUGUCACUGAUCCAGGAGGCUGAGUGGCACUGCGAUGAGUUCACCAAGGGAGCCUGCUUCAGCCGGGGAAAGUCUGAGGAGGAGUGCCAGAACUACAUCAGGGUGCUGCUGGUGAACGGCAACCGGCUGUUCACCUGCGGGACCAACGCCUUCACCCCCAUCUGCACCAACAGAACGCUGACAAAUUUGACGGAGAUCCACGAUCAGAUCAGCGGGAUGGCUCGGUGUCCGUACAACCCGCUGCACAACUCCACCGCGCUCAUCACCUCCAGCGGGGAACUCUACGCCGCCACCGCCAUGGACUUCUCCGGGCGAGACCCUGCCAUCUACCGCAGCCUGGGGGGUCUUCCUCCUCUACGCACCGCCCAGUACAACUCCAAGUGGCUCAAUGAACCCAACUUCGUGUCCUCCUACGAUAUCGGCAACUUCACGUACUUCUUCUUCCGUGAGAACGCGGUGGAGCACGACUGCGGCCGGACGGUGUUUUCCCGCGCAGGAAGAGUUUGUAAGAACGAUAUUGGCGGACGCUUCCUGCUGGAGGACACGUGGACGACCUUCAUGAAGGCUCGACUGAACUGCUCUCGACCCGGAGAAAUCCCCUUCAACUACAACGAGCUGCAGGGAACCUUUUACCUGCCGGAGCUCGAGCUGCUGUACGGCAUCUUCACCACCAACGUAAACAGCAUUGCUGCGUCUGCGGUGUGUGCCUUCAAUCUCAGCGCCAUAUCGCAGGUUUUCAACGGGCCCUUCAAGUACCAGGAGAACUCCCGCUCAGCGUGGCUGCCGUACCCCAACCCCAACCCCGACUUUCAGUGCGGCACCAUCGACUCCGGCUCCUACGUGAACCUGACGGAGAGGAACCUGCCGGACGCUCAGAAGUUCCUCCUGAUGCACGAGGUGGUCCAACCCGUGGUUCCCGUGCCCUACUUCAUGGAGGACAACGUGCGCUUCACUCAUGUGGCGGUAGACGUGGUGCAGGGCAAGGACACGCUGCUCCACAUCAUAUACCUGGCUACAGAUUACGGCACUAUCAGGAAAGUGCUCUCUCCUCUCAAUCAGUCCACCGGGAGCUGCCUAUUGGAGGAGAUUGAGCUGUUCCCUCCCAGGAAGAGACAGCCGAUCCGCAGCCUGCUGAUCCUGCACAGCCGCAGCGAGCUGUACGUGGGGGUCAGAGACCAGGUCAUCAAGAUCCCUCUCAAGAGAUGCAGCUACCACAAGAGCAGAGAAGCGUGUAUCGGGGCCAGGGACCCGUACUGCGGCUGGGACCUUUUAUUGAAGAAGUGCACCACGCUGGAGGAGAGUGUCCGGAUGAGCCAAUGGGAGCAGAGCAUCUCAAAAUGUCCUGUCCGUAAUGUGACGGUUGAUGGAGGCUUUGGCGCCUGGUCAGGAUGGUCCAUGUGUAGUCAUAACGAUGGAGGAAGCGCGGGGUCCUGUUUGUGUCGAACCAGAGGCUGUAAUAACCCGGCCCCUCAGUGUGGGGGUCAGCACUGCUUUGGCAUCAGCGUGGAGGUCGCCAACUGCUCCAGAAACGGGGCGUGGACCCCCUGGACUUCCUGGUCUCCGUGCAGCACCACCUGUGGGAUCGGUUUCCAGGUCCGCCAGCGAUCCUGCAGCAACCCCACCCCCCGCCACGGAGGACGAGUGUGUGUGGGCCAGAACCGCGAAGAGAGGUACUGUAACGAACACCUGCCCUGCCCCACCCAUGUCUACUGGUCGGCCUGGUCUGCGUGGGACCGCUGCACCCAGCCCUGCGGCGGAGGCAUCCAAUCACGACGCAGGACCUGUGAGAACGGAGACGAGUGUCCCGGGUGUGGUCAGGAGUACCAGUCGUGCAACAUGCUGCCGUGUCCCGACCUGAAGAAGACGACGCCCUGGACUCCCUGGACGCCCGUCAACAUCUCAGAUAACGGCGGCCAUUAUGAGCAGCGUUUCCGUUACACCUGCAAAGCUCGCAUCCCCGACCCCAGCCUGAUGGAGGUGGGCCGGCAGAGGAUCGAGAUGAGAUACUGCUCCAGUGACGGAUCCACCGGAUGCUCCACGGACGGAGAGGUUCUUCGUCUCGGGAGGAUCUCGGGCCACACGCUGAACGGGGGCUGGGCGUCCUGGAGCUCGUGGACUCAGUGCAGCAGAGACUGCAGCCGGGGGAUCCGCAGCCGGAAGAGGACCUGCUCAAACCCAGAGCCCAAACAUGGAGGUCAGACCUGCCUGGGGACGCUGCAGGAGUACCAGGAGUGCAACAUCAGCCCCUGCCCAGUGGACGGCAGUUGGUCGUGCUGGUCUUCGUGGUCAAAGUGCUCGGUGACGUGUGGGGGAGGGCACUACAUGAGGACUCGAACCUGCAGCAACCCCCUCCCUGAGUACGGAGGGGACAUCUGCCUGGGCCUGCACACUGAGGAGGCUCUGUGCCACACACAGUCCUGUCCAGAGAGCUGGUCCAAGUGGUCCGAGUGGUCCCACUGUGAGACCAACGGGGCGCAGACGAGGGUCCGUCACUGCGACAUCCUGUUCCCCACCGGAAACCAGUGCUCAGGGAACAACAGUGAGACCCGGCCCUGCCCCCCCGACUCUAACUUUAUACCAGAAAUCUCGAUUGCACGCUCCAGUCAGGAGGAGAGGCGCUGUGGAGACUUCAACCUCCUCCACAUGAUCGCUGUGGGGCUGAGCAGCUCCGUACUGGGAUGUCUGGUCACUUUACUGGUUUACUCUUACUGUCAGCGCUACACCCAGCAGGCGCACGACGCCACCGUCAUCCACCCCAUCUCAGCGGCUCCGCUCAACACCAGCAUCACCAACCACAUCAACAAACUAGACAAAUACGACUCGGUGGAAGCCAUCAAGCCAGAUGUGUCGGUUCUCUUGCCCUUGGACGACCCCGCCAUGCACCAGCCUCUCUCUGCUAACAUGGGGGUGUCCAUGCGUGGCCUGGAGAUGUUCUACUAACCUCUACAACAUAUCGCCUCUUGACUCCCCCUCCCCACAACAACUCUUUGACCCCAACCACUACUACUUCCUCUUCCCCACCGUGCCCCGCCCUUCCACUUCCUGUGUGUGGCAGGCCUUCAACAAAAACAAUCUGAUUCUGGAGGAAAGAAAUAAGUACUUUAACCCUCAGCUUGCCGGGAAGACCUAUACCAACGCAUACUUCACCGACCUUAACACCUACGAUGAUUAUUAAGCCGGAUUCGGCCCUUCAGACUCUCCCCCUGUCCUCCAUUUUAGUUUUUUGUGCUUUGUAUUGAGAUUUGUGACACCAUGUGCGGGACAUUCCCACUCUCAGACUCUACGGCAGCUGUAUAAUGAAAACAGACACACAGUGUUGCCACAGAGGGAAAUCCCACUUCCUCUCAGGUACACUCGGAAAUCUACAUUUUUUUGGGACAAAUCUUGCCUUGACUCUCGCUGAGAAACUGGAUUUCCAAGAAAAAGGGAAGAAUACGAGCAAAGAGACUUCGGGGAAUGGGAUCCCCUUUUAACUUUCCUGUGACGCCUCUCAAACAGACCUGUAUUUGUAACGAUGGGAAAUAACCACAAACUGCUUUUGCAUGACUUCAUCUGACGUGUUUUUUCUGUUUUGUUUUUGCAUGGUUGAUUGCAUUCCUCGGUUAAACGACUUGCAAGCAGUUUCUUAGCUGGUUUUGGAAGUCAUAACAACAAAGACUGUGGAGAUGUCUGAUGGCUUUUACGAUGUCCUGCUGCAACAACCCAAAAGUCCUAAAAUCAGGAUGUAGAUAUUUGAAGUCUGUCGUCGAGUUUGUCCAUUUUGCUUUCUGUUUCAGGCUCUAGCGGCUCGCAGUAUUUGAUCAUUCCGUUUAUUUAGCCUUUUAAGCUUUUUAAGGUGCAUAUGUUUUGUACAGGAUGUUAAGUUUGAAGUCUAUGUCUGUAGUUUUUUUAAUACAAUUACUCAAUGUCUCAAGUAAAGAAUAAAAUGUCCUUUUAAAAGAAAAAGCUUAUGUGCAUUCUGACAAAAUAAAUCAGGAGUUAUCAUAUCAGCCUCAAGCUCACCGUACUUUUUUAUAUUUUUUGUAAAAAAAAAGAAACAAUGUUUUUGAAUUUUGAUAGUGUUCGCUUUUCCUUUGGCUUCUGAGUUAAAAAUGUAAUGUGUGAGAGGAUGUUCAUAGCAUUUACUGUACAGACGGAGCGUAGCAAAUACUACUCUCCCAACUUAGAGUGCUACCCAUUUACUGUAAGAUGAAACUCAUUCAUCAAGUUUCUGUUUAACCGAAUAUGAGGUUAUUCAAUGGUUCAGUUGCAACUAACUAUUUUUACAUGUUUGCUUGUGUUACUGUGCAUAAAUUAAAGACUGCUUCGUACACAAA
Molecule: messenger RNA, 4347 nt
Organism: Gymnodraco acuticeps
Lineage: Eukaryota; Metazoa; Chordata; Actinopteri; Perciformes; Bathydraconidae
Gene: sema5a
Product: sema domain, seven thrombospondin repeats (type 1 and type 1-like), transmembrane domain (TM) and short cytoplasmic domain, (semaphorin) 5A
Biological process (GO): axon extension; positive regulation of cell migration; neural crest cell migration
Molecular function (GO): semaphorin receptor binding; chemorepellent activity
Source: RefSeq, a predicted model, not a curated record